CGGUGACGCUUAGUGAGGUGAUUGGUGGAGCUCUGUGUGUCCUGUACACGUGUCCUUCGAGUCACCGGAGCCGUGAUGCAGGUGGGACCGGGAGUUGUGUGACGUCACCGGUAAUCUUACCGGUCAAUAAGGCGCCCGGCGAGAUGGGGGGGAUAGAGGGAGGACAACUAUAAUCCGGGAUAUACAGCAUUGCAUUAAUUCAGGGAUAGUGACAUGUUAAUAUGAGGCUGGAGGAGGAGAGACACAUCCUGGGUAACAGGGAUACAGGAUCAGACUGAAUGAGGGUAAUACUGAGUAACAGAAACACAUGGAUAGCAUAUACUGGGUGCAAAUAAUAGCGAGUAACAGUAACACAUGGAUAGCAUAUACUGGGUGCAAAUAAUACUGAGUAACAGUAACACAUGGAUAGCAUAUACAGGGUGCAAAUAAUACCGAGUAACAGUAACACAUGGAUAGCAUAUACUGGGUGCAAAUAAUACAGAGUAACAGUAACACAUGGAUAGCAUAUACAGGGUGCAAAUAAUACCGAGUAACAGAAACACAUGGAUAGCAUAUACUGGGUGCAAAUAAUACUGAGUAACAGUAACACAUGGAUAGCAUAUACUGGGUGCAAAUAAUACAGAGUAACAGUAACACAUGGAUAGCAUAUACUGGGUGCAAAUAAUACAGAGUAACAGUAACACAUGGAUAGCAUAUACUGGGUGUAAAUAAUACCGAGUAACAGUAACACAUGGAUAGCAUAUACUGGGUGUAAAUAAUACCGAGUAACAGUAACAGAGGGAUAGCAUAUACUGGGUGCAAAUAAUACCGAGUAACAGUAACACAUGGAUAGCAUAUACUGGGUGCAAAUAAUACCGAGUAACAGUAACACAUGGAUAGCAUAUACUGGGUGCAAAUAAUAGCGAGUAACAGUAACACAUGGAUAGCAUAUACUGGGUGCAAAUAAUACAGAGUAACAGUAACAGAGGGAUAGCAUAUACAGAGUGCAAAUAAUACUGAGUAACAGUAACACAUGGAUAGCAUAUACUGGGUGCAAAUAAUACCGAGUAACAGUAACACAUGGAUAACAUAUACAGGGUGCAAAUAAUACUGAGUAACAGUAACACAUGGAUAGCAUAUACAGGGUGCAAAUAAUACUGAGUAACAGUAACACAUGGAUAGCAUAUACUGGGUGCAAAUAAUACCGAGUAACAGUAACACAUGGAUAGCAUAUACUGGGUGUAAAUAAUACUGAGUAACAGUAACAGAGGGAUAGCAUAUACAGAGUUCAAAUAAUACUGAGUAACAGUAACACAUGGAUAGCAUAUACUGGGUGCAAAUAAUACCGAGUAACAGUAACACAUGGAUAACAUAUACUGGGUGCAAAUAAUACCGAGUAACAGUAACACAUGGAUAACAUAUACUGGGUGCAAAUAAUACCGAGUAACAGUAACACAUGGAUAGCAUAUACUGGGUGCAAAUAAUACCGAGUAACAGUAACACAUGGAUAGCAUAUACUGGGUGCAAAUAAUACCGAGUAACAGUAACACAUGGAUAGCAUAUACAGGGUGCAAAUAAUACAGAGUAACAGUAACAGAGGGAUAAGCAUAUACAGGUGCAAAUAAUACCAGUAACAGUAACACAUGGAUAACAUAUACAGGGUGCAAAUAAUACUGAGUAACAGUAACACAUGGAUAGUAUAUAGGGUGCAAAUAAUACUGAGUAACAGUAACACAUGGAUAGCAUAUACUGGUGCAAAUAAUACCAGUAACAGUAACACAUGGAUAGCAUAUACUGGUGUAAAUAAUACUGAGUAAAGUAACAGAGGGAUAGCAUAUACAGAGUUCAAACUGAUGUGUGUAACACAUGGAUAGCAUAUACUGGGUGCAAAUAAUACCGAGUAACAGUAACACAUGGAUAACAUAUACUGGGUGCAAAUAAUACCGAGUAACAGUAACACAUGGAUAACAUAUACUGGGUGCAAAUAAUACCGAGUAACAGUAACACAUGGAUAGCAUAUACUGGGUGCAAAUAAUACCGAGUAACAGUAACACAUGGAUAGCAUAUACAGGGUGCAAAUAAUACCGAGUAACAGUAACACAUGGAUAGCAUAUACUGGGUGUAAAUAAUACUGAGUAACAGUAACAGAGGGAUAGCAUAUACUGGGUGUAAAUAAUACCGAGUAACAGUAACACAUGGAUAGCAUAUACUGGGUGUAAAUAAUACUGAGUAACAGUAACAGAGGGAUAGCAUAUACAGGGUGCAAAUAAUACCGAGUAACAGUAACACAUGGAUAACAUAUACUGGGUGCAAAUAAUACCGAGUAACAGUAACACAUGGAUAGCAUAUACAGGGUGCAAAUAAUACUGAGUAACAGUAACACAUGGAUAGCAUAUACUGGGUGUAAAUAAUACUGAGUAACAGUAACAGAGGGAUAGCAUAUACAGGGUGCAAAUAAUACCGAGUAACAGUAACACAUGGAUAACAUAUACUGGGUGCAAAUAAUACCGAGUAACAGUAACACAUGGAUAACAUAUACUGGGUGUAAAUAAUACCGAGUAACAGUAACACAUGGAUAGCAUAUACUGGGUGCAAAUAAUACCGAGUAACAGUAACACAUGGAUAGCAUAUACAGGGUGCAAAUAAUACCGAGUAACAGUAACACAUGGAUAGCAUAUACUGGGUGCAAAUAAUACCGAGUAACAGUAACACAUGGAUAGCAUAUACAGGGUGCAAAUAAUACUGAGUAACAGUAACACAUGGAUAGCAUAUACUGGGUGUAAAUAAUACCGAGUAACAGUAACAGAGGGAUAGCAUAUACAGGGUGCAAAUAAUACCGAGUAACAGUAACGCAUGGAUAGCAUAUACUGGGUGUAAAUAAUACCGAGUAACAGUAACACAUGGAUAGCAUAUACUGGGUGCAAAUAAUACCGAGUAACAGUAACACAUGGAUAGCAUAUACUGGGUGUAAAUAAUACCGAGUAACAGUAACACAUGGAUAGCAUAUACAGGGUGCAAAUAAUAGCCAGUAACACAUGGAUAGCAUGUACAGGGUGCAAAUAAUAGCGAGUAACAGUAACACAUGGAUAGCAUAUACUGGGUGCAAAUAAUACCGAGUAACAGUAACACAUGGAUAGCAUAUACUGGGUGUAAAUAAUACCGAGUAACAGUAACACAUGGAUAGCAUAUACAGGGUGCAAAUAAUAGCCAGUAACAGAUGGAUAGCAUGUACAGGGGGCAAAUAAUAGCAAGUAACAGUAACACAUGGAUAGCAUAUACAGGGUGCAAAUAAUACCGAGUAACAGUAACGCAUGGAUAGCAUAUACUGGGUGUAAAUAAUACCGAGUAACAGUAACACAUGGAUAGCAUAUACUGGGUGCAAAUAAUACCGAGUAACAGUAACACAUGGAUAGCAUAUACUGGGUGUAAAUAAUACCGAGUAACAGUAACACAUGGAUAGCAUAUACAGGGUGCAAAUAAUAGCCAGUAACACAUGGAUAGCAUGUACAGGGUGCAAAUAAUAGCGAGUAACAGUAACACAUGGAUAGCAUAUACAGGGUGCAAAUAAUACUGAGUAACAGUAACACAUGGAUAACAUAUACAGGGUGCAAAUAAUAGCCAGUAACACAUGGAUAGCAUGUACAGGGUGCAAAUAAUAGCGAGUAACAGUAACACAUGGAUAGCAUAUACAGGGUGCAAAUAAUACUGAGUAACAGUAACACAUGGAUAACAUAUACAGGGUGCAAAUAAUAGCCAGUAACACAUGGAUAGCAUAUACAGGGUGCAAAUAAUACCGAGUAACAGUAACGCAUGGAUAGCAUAUACUGGGUGUAAAUAAUACCGAGUAACAGUAACACAUGGAUAGCAUAUACUGGGUGCAAAUAAUACCGAGUAACAGUAACACAUGGAUAGCAUAUACUGGGUGUAAAUAAUACCGAGUAACAGUAACACAUGGAUAGCAUAUACAGGGUGCAAAUAAUAGCCAGUAACACAUGGAUAGCAUGUACAGGGUGCAAAUAAUAGCGAGUAACAGUAACACAUGGAUAGCAUAUACAGGGUGCAAAUAAUACCGAGUAACAGUAACGCAUGGAUAGCAUAUACUGGGUGUAAAUAAUACCGAGUAACAGUAACACAUGGAUAGCAUAUACUGGGUGCAAAUAAUACCGAGUAACAGUAACACAUGGAUAGCAUAUACUGGGUGUAAAUAAUACCGAGUAACAGUAACACAUGGAUAGCAUAUACAGGGUGCAAAUAAUAGCCAGUAACACAUGGAUAGCAUGUACAGGGUGCAAAUAAUAGCGAGUAACAGUAACACAUGGAUAGCAUAUACAGGGUGCAAAUAAUACUGAGUAACAGUAACACAUGGAUAACAUAUACAGGGUGCAAAUAAUAGCCAGUAACACAUGGAUAGCAUGUACAGGGUGCAAAUAAUAGCGAGUAACAGUAACACAUGGAUAGCAUAUACAGGGUGCAAAUAAUACUGAGUAACAGUAACACAUGGAUAACAUAUACAGGGUGCAAAUAAUAGCCAGUAACACAUGGAUAGCAUAUACAGGGUGCAAAUAAUACCGAGUAACAGUAACACAUGGAUAACAUAUACAGGGUGCAAAUAAUAGCCAGUAACACAUGGAUAGCAUAUACAGGGUGCAAAUAAUAGCGAGUAACAGUAACACAUGGAUAGCAUAUACAGGGUGCAAAUAAUACCGAGUAACAGUAACACAUGGAUAGCAUAUACAGGGUGCAAAUAAUACUGAGUAACAGGAUUGUAGUAAUGGAGUAGAUAGUAUAAUUAUUCUAGUGUAAAUAAAUCCUUUUUAAAAUAUCUCUUGUCGCCAAGAAAUCACUUAUAUCCUGCUGCCUGAUUGACAGCUCUUGGGGCUGUCCUUGAGGUCCUGCAAUUCUAAGCCACUCCCAGAACUGAAUUUGAAAUUAAUUAUUAAUUAAUUAUUUGUUGUUAUGGUGUUUGCCCACAGUAACAUAAUAAUAUGAUAGCAUACCUCUGGAACGUGCACUAUUAUUGUAGUAAUAUAUUUACUAACUGCAACAAGGGAUGGAAAGAUAGCAGAUGCAGCAUUUGGUGAUGUGAUGCAACUCUUUAAUUUAGCAACAUUUAUUUUAUUACAGGACAUACAGAAUGUGCCCAUUGAUAUCCAGACCAGCCGUCUGCUGGGUAAGUGUGUGUGUGUGUGUUUGACAACUCAUAGGCAGGUAAAUUAUUAAAGCGGCACUGUCAUGCCAAACUUACCUUUCUCUAAUCGGUUCCUCUUCUCUCCCUCUGUCAGGAUAUGUUCUUCAUUUUUUCCUGUCUGCUCUAGUUUUCCUUAAAACAUAAGACAAAGUAAGGACUACUUUGUCUUAUGGAGGUUUCCUACGCUUGACCAGCUUUGACCAGCGGAGGAGCAAAGUGUGCUUCGUUUCCGGUGAUCAAAGCAAUUUUCCCACAAUUCUCACCUUUGAUCCGUGAUCUCGCGAUGCUUCCGGUUAGUAUUACCGUACGUCCUGUCACUUAGACAGAUGGCCGGCGAAACUACCGAAUUUUGUCCUAACAGAAUGAGAACAGUUUCUCCAUUCAUGUUAGGAUGCAAUUCGGGACUUAAUAAGGAUUGGCAUUUCAUUUGAAUGAAUGAAACUCCUGUCCUAUUUGUGCCGCGGCUGCAUCUUGCAGCCGCUUAGUAGAAAGCUCCCACGGUAUUAGGGAGCUAUCUACCAAAAGGCUAAAAAACAUAGAUUGGUCUUUCAGCCACAUUAACUAAUACUAAGUAAAGAUUACGUAAUGUCCAUAAAUUCUGCCCCUACUAUGUAAACUGCGAGUAGGGGUGUGUCUGAUAAACAGUGAGCAGCCCUGAGCGGCGGGUGGGGGCCCUAAAUAACAAUAAGGGGGGGGAGGCCUAUUGUCGUCAUCCCUGGCCCCACCCAUGAGCGGUAGGUGGGGGCCCUAAAUAAAAAUGGGGGGGGGGGGGCUAUUGACCCCCCAGUCCUCACCCAUGAGCGGCGGUGGGGGCCCCUAAAUGAAAAUAUUUACCCCCCUUCAGUCAACCCCCACCCAAAAAAAAUUCUUAAACCCCAACUGUGACAAGAUGAGACUUUACAGAUGCUUGGGAUACAUAAUGUGGAAAUAUUAAGCGCCAUUUGCGUUCCACGAAUGGAACGCAUACAGCCGAACCCGGAAACGGAAGUGGAACGAAGUAACACCAAACUUAUGCGUCAGAGAAUACAUGCGUUCACGGAUGGAACGCAAAAGGCCGAACCCGGAAGCGGAAGUGAAACACAUUCGAAAAGCCCGAAAAACUCCAAAAAAGACCGCCAGAGGGGAGGACAUUUAAGGCAGACUUACUGUGGACACAAACCAGCAACUGAGGAAGCCUCUAGACGAGGCGAAACGCGUUUUGCACCUUAGAUAAGGACCAACCUUCACCAACUGUAAGGUUUUCUACUGAUUUUUAUGUAUUUUAUAUAUUUAUGUGCAUAUUCAAAUAAAGCACUUUAUUUUUGAUACAUCCUGAGAGGACAUCCUAUAUUUCGAUACUGCAGGCAGCAACAAGAAGGAAGUGGGUCCCUUUAGUACCCACAGAGCUCUACUAUUGAGCCUUUGAAUUGGCUCUAUGUUUGUGAGUGCUUUAUCUCUUAUAUAUAUUGAUUACUGAUUGAGAUUGGCUAUAUUGCACUAUUUCUUAGUAUUUAUGUUCAUAUUCUAGAGAACAUUCCCAUUUGGACUAUUUUAUUGCCACUACUAUUGGAAGACUUAUUGUACUUAAUAUACUCCACCUUAUACCGUAUGUAUAAACCCCUACCCACCCCCUCACCCUAAAAUAAUAGUGAGGGGGGAACGAAAGAACUAAAUACCUGUGAAAACUAAAUAAAACUUACCAUUUGAUGUCUUCUUUUUUCUAAAAUCUUCUUUUUUCAGCCCCCAAAAAGGCCAAAUAAAAUAGUCUAUAAUACCCGUCCCACUUUGAAAAUAAAAUAAAAAACCAAAGCACACAAAAAAAAAAUACAGAAGCUAAAAACGUAUUCAAUUUUUACACAGCGAGGGCAUGGCGCAGACUGUGCUCCGCAGCGCGGGGAAAGUCUUAUAAAGCCUUCCUACGCCCUUCAAUUAGGCUCGGAGAGCUCUGAUUGGUUGGUUUAAGCCAACCAAUCAGAGUGCUCUGACAGGUAAGUCUCUAAAUGUAUCUGUCACUGCACUCUGGUUGGCUUGAAAUACAACCAAUCAGGGUGCUCUGUGUCAUUUUACACAGCAUGGGAAAGUUGUUUGGAGUUUUCCCAUGCUGUGUAAUUUGACUCAUAACAACACUCUGAUUGCUUGCUAUCAAACAGCCAAUCAGAGAGUUAUGUGAUUUUGGGUGGGGUGGGUGACUAGGGGCUUGGGGACCCCUAGGCACCUGGGGGGGUUUAACAUUUCAUUUAGGGCCCUCACCCGCCGCUCAUGGGUGGGGGCCGGGGGGACAAUAGGUCCCCCACUUCCCCUCUCCCCCCCCCCAUUUUUAUUUAGGUCCCCCACCCGCCGCUCAGGGGUGGGUGCUGGGGGGAGGAUGAUAGGUCCCCUCCAUUUUCAUUUAGGGCCCCCACCUGCCGUUCAUGGGUGGGGGCCGGUGGGGAGGACGAUAGGCCCCCCCCCCCAUUUACGUUUAGGGCCCCCACUCGCCGCUCAUGUGUGGGGGUCGGGGGGACACACGAAAGACCAAUUUAGGUCUUUCAGCCGUUUGGUAGAUAGCUCCCUGAUACCGUGGGAAUUAGGGAGCUAUCUACUAAGUGGCUGCAAGAUGCACCCGUGGCAGAAAUAGGAUCGGAGUUUCAUUAAUUCGAAUGAAAUACCGAUCCGAACAAAAUUUCGCCAGCGUUCUGUUUAAGUGACAGGACGUUCAGGAAUACUGACAGGAAGGAUUGCGAGAUCACAGAUCAAAGGUGAGAUUGGUGGGAAAACUAGAGCAGACAGGAAGAAACGAAGAACAGAUCCUGACAGAGGGAGAGAAGAGGAAUCGAUUAAACAAAGGUUAAUUUGGCAUGACAGUGCCGCUUUAAAGGAGCAUUAAGCUGAGGCUAACAGCCAAUGAGUAAUAUUCAAAGCUGACAUGCUAAUGCGGAAGUAUAACCCUCCGCGUUUGCAUAGCAGUGUAAACUGGAAGGACUGUUGAUGCCCAGCAGUGCCAGGUAAGUGUCAGAUUAACCCAGUACUUAAACGGACACUAUAGUCACUUGAACAACUACAGCAGGGGUUCUCAACGUUAGUCCUCAGGACCCCCUACCAGUCCAGGGUUUAGAGAUUACCUGGGUGUGUCUAAGGUGUUUAGAAAAUGAAAAAAAAAAAACACUUUAGAGUCUAAGGUGUUUUUUUACCUUUUUCUAAACACCUGAGACACACCCAGGUAAUCCCCAAAUCCUGGACUGGUAGUGGGUCCUGAGGACUGGGUUGAGAACCCCUGAACUACAGCUUAUUGUAUUUGUUCUGGUUAGUAUGAUCAUUCCCUUCAUGCUUUUUGCAGUAAACACUGGUUUUCCAGAGAAAAUGCAGUGCUUACAUUACAGCUUAGGGAACCUCCACUGGCCACUUCUCAUAUGGCAACUAGAAGUGCUUCCUGGGGCAGUGCUGCACAGUGUGCAGCACUGAUAUUCAGUGUCUCCGCCAUCUGCGUGGAAACAUUAAAUUUUCCUCAUAGAGAUGCAUUUAUUCAAUGCGUCUCUAUGAGGAGAUACUGAUUGGCCAAAGCUCUGUUUGGCUUGUGCUCGCUCUGACCCCCGAUCUUCCUUCUUAAAGGAACACUAUAGUCACCUAAAUUACUUUAGCUAAAUAAAGCAGUUUUAGUGUAUAGAACUGUGUAUUCCCCUGCAAUUUCACUGCUCAAUUCACUGUCAUUCAGGAAUUUACAAAAGCAAUUUACAAAAAACUUAAUUGGCAAAUCUUAUGUUUGACCUUGUAACUUUCCAAAUCACCAUAAAACCUAUACUUAUGUUGUACUGUUGUACUCGUGAGACAUUACGCUAUACAAAUAUGAGUGUUUUAGAGCAGUAAAAUGUAUUGUACUGAUAAACUGCCAUUUCACCGAUGAUAUUAUGUGUAAAAAAUGUAAAAAAAACAAAUAUAAGGGGUGGGCCCGGACCGCCAAGCUGGACUGUCGCAAGUCAGAGCAGCUACUGAAACAUGCUAAAGAAUACCCUCUAAAAACAUGUAUUACCAACCAAAAUCGGACCGACAGCGAAGAUACACAGAGCCAUGGGACUGCUGGAUCCGAGAAGAGGCUGGCUCAUUGAGCUUCAGUCCCCUGGGGGAGAAAAACUCGUUGCCCCAACCCGGCCUUCUCCGGCGGUGAGUGGGACAAACGGCCGCUGCCUCACUACCAACAGUCGGCUGCACGCACUCUCGCACCCUAACAGGGCACUUACCUCCUGACUAAGUGGCUACUAAAAAAGAGUGGAAAUACCCCAUUUUGAAUACCGUAGGUUGUCUACUUUAAAAAAAAAAAAUAUGGUUUGAUGGCAGUAAAUUACAUUGGCUAGCUUCAAAACUGUCCCAAAUAGGACAUGGGUUCAUGAUGACCAGCUGUGAAAACUCCAAGUUGGAAAACUGGAAUGCGCACCCUCCAAAUAAGGUCUUUUAGCCCCCAGAGAACCCGACACACCAAUACAGAACCCGACACACAUAUCACUGUACUCAGGAGAUGUUGCUGAACACAUAUUGGGGUGUUCUUUGGCAGUACCCUUAAAGUUCUCAGUACAUGUAUUCUUAAGUUGAAUUGUGUGUGAAAAAAAAUCACCAAUUAUUUUUUUAUUUUUUUAAAAUUUGGAUUGUUGGAAAAAAGGGUUGCAUGAAAAGAGUCAAAAUACACCAAGUUUAAUACCUUACGUAUUCUUCUUUAAAAAAAAAUAUAUAUAUAAAUGUGAAGGGUUAUUCAGGGAUUCCUGACAGAUAUGAGUGUUACAAUGUAACUUUCGUUAAAGGUACACUAGUCACCAGAACAACUACAGCUUAUUGAAUUUGUUCUGGUGAGUAGAAUUAUUAAAAUGCAGUGUUUACAUUACAGCCUAGUGAUAACUUCACUGGCCACUCCUCAGAUGGCUGUUAGAGAUCCUUCCUGGGUCAUGGUUGCCUAAACUGCAUCCAAACAUUCAGUAUUUCCUCCCUCUGCAUGCAGACUCUGAAUUUUCCUCAUAGAGAUUCAUUGAUUCAAUUCAUCUCUAUGAGGAGAUGCUGAUUGGCCAGGGCUGUGUUUGAAUCAUGCUGGCUCUGCCCCUGAACUGCCUCUUUGUCAGUCUCAGCCAAUCCUGUGGGGAGGCAUUGUGAUUAGCUCAGGCAACCAUUUCUGAUUAUGUAAACAGGCAGUGGGCAGGUCUAAAAGAAACAGGGACAAACUAUGUAGCUGUAGGCUUGAAUUCAAGUAAGAUUUUACUUUAUUUUUAGAGGCAUGAGGGGACCAGGGUGGCUAGAUGGUGGUUUUAACCCUAUAGGGUUAGGAAUACAUGGUUUUUGUUCCUGACCCUAUAGUGCUCCUUUAAUUUAAAAAAAAAAAGUUUGGAAAUAGCAAAGUGCUUCUUGUACUUAUUGCCCAAUAACUUUCCAAAAAAAGCUAAGAACAUGUUAACAUUGGGUAUUUCUAAACUCAGGACAAAAUUUAGAAACUAUUUAGAACGGGUAUUUUUUUGGCAGUUGUAGAUGCGUAACAGAUUUUGUAGAAAGUGUGUUUUUUUUUACAAAACAAUUCAGCAUGUUUUAUAAUUUUUUAUAGUAAAUUAUAUGAUGAAAACAAUGGUAUCUUUAGAAAGACCAUUUAAUUGCGAGAAAAACGGUACAUGAUAUGUGUGGGUACAGUAAAUGAGUAAGAGGGAAAACUACAGCUAAACACAAACACCGCAGACAUGUAAAAACAGCCCUGGUCCCAAAUGGUAAGAAAAUUGAAAAGCGGUCUGGUCACAAAGAGGUUAAAGGGCCAUUUCACUGCCCAAAUAUGAAAUAAAUCAAAAUGACUGUUUAGUAGAUAUACCCCAAAUGAAAAACAAAAUACACAAUCAUUUAUUCCAGAUAUUUAAAAACAGCUGAAAAAAAGCUGCAACCUCCCCUUCUAACUCCACACAGACUUUCUGUGGCUGUCCAAUCACAGACUUUCCUAUGUAGCUCAAUGAGAAGUCUUGUCCAGGCAAGUGCUCAGAGCAAUUGCCUACCUCUUGGGUUUAGCUUUACUGAGCCAACCAAACUAGGAAAUAACAUUAUCUUUUAUCUGCUUGGGUCUGGGUGCACUGUCCCAGUCCCUUUAACCCUGUAACAGUAAAUAUUGCAGUUAUUGAGAAACUGCCAUUAUUACAAUCCAGCGUCACCCAAAAUCCCAUAGGAAAGCCUUACAGAAUCUCAGCCAAUCCAGUGAUUCUCCACACAGAAGUGUUGGGGACAUUAUAUAGACCAAAUUAAUGCCAUUUUAGGGUUCUGGAGACAUUGGUAAAUUACUCUACAAAAUAUAUUUUUAAUGUGUUCACAUCUGUGUGUGCCCCAUGUUUUAUACCUGCACAGAUCUACAGAUUUAGACAAAAUGGUGAUACUAAAUUAUAGUUUAUAGUCCGCACAUACUGGUAAAGCUAUUUGGAAUAUUAUUUAUUUUAUGUUCUUCUGAUUGAUACUAAUUUGCUUCAUUAUGUAUGCUCUUUUAGACUGGCUGGUGGACCGGAGGCACUGCACACUCAAGUGGCAGAGCAAGGUACUGCAGAUCAGAGAAAAGAUUAACCAAGCCUUGCAGGACAUGCCGGAGCAUGAGGAAAUCAGGAGUCUGCUAUCUGGCACAUGUGAGAUGAUAGAAUUUGCAUAUUGCAUUAAAUAAAGAAUCGAGGAUGUGUGGAAGUUUUAGCCAUCAAUAUUACAUUUAAUAGGACUGAAUUGAUGGGAAUUUCAAGUGAAUUAAAAGUAAAUGUAAAAUUUAAGGACAAAAUAGCCAAAUUGGAAAAUGUCAUGCUUCAUAUAUGUUAGCAUAAAAAUGUAAUGGAAUACUGUAGCAUUAGAAAUACUUUCUGGUGCCCCUUAUCACAUUGUAGUCCUCACCAGUCUUGGUGCCCCUUGUCAUAUUGUUCCCCCCAACUGUACAAAGGUAAAAUCAAAAUAAGUAAAAAUGAAUGAAUUACUAACCUUUUCCUUGACGUAGCCACAAUCUCCUCCUCGCGAUGCGCCUAAUAUUCUUUCAUAGAGAAGUAUUGUAUUCAAUUAUUUAUGGCUCACUGUUGCAGCACUGCGCAUGCAUGCAGUGGUGUAUCCUGGUUUUGUGCUGCCCUAGGCAGGACAAAACUCAGGCGCCCCCCUCCCCCCCGCGCCACCCCCACCCAACCCUUCCCCCCGCCCCACCUUCUAAAUACACACACACACACAGUCAGACACAUACACAAACACACACACACACAGUCAGACACAUACACAAACACACAGUCAGACACAUACACAAACACACACAGUCACACACAUACACAGACAGUCAGACACAAACACACACACAGUCAGACACACACACACACACAUACACAGUCAGACACAAACACACACACACAGUCAGACACACACAGUCAGACACAAACUGGGACACACACACACAGUCAGACACAGACACAAACACAGUCAGACACAAACACACACACACACAGUCAGACACAUACACAGACACAAACACAGUCAGUAAUACCAAAACACACACACACACAGAGUCAGACACAUACACAGUCAGACAAACACACACACAGUCACACACACAGUCAGACACAAACACACACACACAUUAACUUUUUUUUUUAUUUAAAUCCCCCCCCAACCUCCUUACCUUUGGGAGUGCUGGGGGGGGGUCUCUCUCCCUGGUGGUCCAGUGGCUGCAGGGCGGGCGGCGCUGGCAGGCGGGCGGGCGGCCGGCGAGGGAGCACUUCCCAUGAGCUGACUGCUCAGCUCCCUCGCGCGUCGGCUGCAGAGUGAGGCUGGGAACCGGAAGAUGACGUCAUCUUCCGGCUCCCAGCCUCACUUUGCGGUGCGCGAGGGAGCUGAGCAGUCAGCUCAUGGGAAGUGCUCCCUCGCCGGCCGCCCGGGAUGUCAGUUAGCCGCGAGGCUAACAAGGCAUCUGCCCUGGGCAUUUGGGGGGCGGCGUUUUUUGCCGCCCCCUGAAAAAUGCCGCCCAAGGCAAAUGCCUUGUUUGCCUCGCGGCUAAUACGUCCCUGCAUGCAUGCAUGACAUCACAGUAUGAGAGAUGGGAAGUAAGAUUCCCUUCUCUGAUACUUGGAGUAGUGGGUUGAAGCCAUGCAUCCAAGCCUUCUAAUUGGUAAAAUAAAUGAUUUGGCGGGUUUGGACGGGGGCCGUUGGGCAGAACUGCAGGCACUAUAACAAGUUCAAUAAGAUAAAGUUAUUAAAGUGCCUACAGUCUCCCUUUAAAGUUACUUGGAAUUCCCAACAAUUCACACUUUUGUGAAUAACCCUGUGUGUAAGACUUGUUUUCUGUUGAGAAACAAUGCAGUUUGUAUUCCCCCUUAUUUUGUUUCUGUUGUCCUUCUAUUUUGCACCUUUCAUAAAUCUUUGAUAAAAAUGUGAUUUCAAAAACAGAAAAAAACCAAACAGCAAUAGGUACAAGGCCCAACCUGUGCCCUCAAUAAAACAUAAUACAAUGUCAAUGGGAAUUAUAAAAAACAUCAGAAUAAACUCAUUAGUGAUAAAGAACAUUUCAUUUCCCUUAGUGUAAGGUUACCUGAACCAAUUCCUGUGAGCCAUGCUGUCAAAACGUGCUAUGACCUCUGAAUGUCAAUUCUAACACUGGACAUUGCUGGCUACCUUCUCUUUAGUUUGGCAGGGUUCUGUAUGCACACUACUAGAAUAUCUAGGUCAAUAAAUAAGAGAACCGUGGAGGAUAUAUAAUACACAUGGUGGGCCAAAAUUCAGAUUAGGGUUUGAGGAGUCAAUAACUUUUUCAUUGAUGAGCUAGUUUCAAUAACAUUACAUACAAUUAAUGCUUAAUGUAUAGAGAUUUGUUUGACUGUGUUUGUAGCCCAAGCCUGUUAAAAUCACAUUUUACGACUUUUUUCUAUUUGCGUCAAAAUAACAGUCCUGUCAUUUUGAAAAAAAAGUCACUAUUUUUGCUCGUUGUUCCUUUGUUUAAAAAAUUACUCCUCAUGAAUCUCACAAUACCCAGUUAUAAUAUGUACAUGAAAAAAACAAAACAAUGGAACUACUAACAAAUAAGUCCUUAACCUGUCAAAUUCUCUUCUGAUUGUUGGCUCACCCUGUCUAACUGCCUAUGUUGAAUGCAGGGACUCUUGACUGUGUGCCCAAAGUUUUAUUCAGGAAAGUGUAUACCCUGUCUACAUUUCUUUAAUUUCAUCAUUUUCAUCAUUACAUGCAUUGCAGGCAAUUAUCACACAUAUUUACAAUAAAAACAAGUAAUCUAUGUCAGAUGUGUGUCCCAGGGCUCUUACCACCCACAAUGAAGCAUGGCUCAAUACUGCUAUUCUGAGGCUAACAGCUGGACAUACAGCUGCCCACAGUUAGUUGGAAUUGCACUCCUAGGUAGCAGAUGCUAUUUGCCAUCUCUUGUAAAUGCUGUGCCCGGAGAGGGGCUAGGUAGAACGAUACACUCCUGUCUCUGUCUCCCCAGCUCCUCCUCAAAACAUAUCUGAAAUGGGAGAGGGGCUGGAUUAAAAGCAGCAGCCACAAAUAGAGCUGCUGCCAGGUAGUGUAACCCCAACUAGACUGGGAAUUUUAUGUACCCUAAUCCUGUUUUUAGGAGAUAUUAUAUACAGCAUACAUAGUCCUGAAGCGUGCAUUGUGGUUAAAUACUGACAUCUCAGGGUUCUGGAGACAUUCAGUUCUCAAGCAUCAGUCUCAUAGUUUAUAAUUCAUGUUUAUAUAUGUCACCAGAACCCCACUAUAGCAUUAUUUCCCACACUUCAUACAUCUCUGACAUUUAGUCAAUUAUGGAUGAUAUAGAUGUGUUUCUGAGUGGCAGUUGAUAUGCUAUCUAAAGUAAACCUAGUAAAUCUGCAACUCCGUGUCAACAAGGCUUCAGUUACGUGUGAGGGAGAAGGAUAUUUGAGGAUUCAGGCUGAGUUGUCAAGGGAUAUGUGAGAUGCAGGGAUAUAUGACCCGAGAGACGGGAGGGAACUUUAAUAUUUACUGUGAUACAGAUAUUUUGUGAGAAAGGAAUGUGAUUUCAUAAUGUGUCUAAUAUGCCAUUGUACAGUUUGGGUGCUCAAUUCUAAUACACAAUGAUUUGUUCCAGAUAUUAAUUACUUCCACUGUCUGAGAAUUGUGGAAAUCCUGAAAGCAACAGAGGCUGCUACCAAGAACCUGUUUGGUAGAUACUCCUCUCAGAGAAUGAAGGUAUGCCAACACUCUUAUACAGACACCCAUUGUUCACCUUAUUGUAUUUGUUUUCUAACUUGGCCUUUGUUUACCCCAUUGUUUAAUUGUUUUUAUAAAGUAAAUAAAAAAACAAAAACCUGGCAAAUUAUACUAAUUGUACUUUAGUCUUGGUUAAUGCAUUGAUACUGCCUUCAUAAAAAAAUAUAUAUGGGAAAAAAAUUACAGGAAAUCCACCCAGACACUGUCUGUUUUUGUCAAUACUAUUUUUCCAGGUAUUUUGCUGUAAGAUGUAGUUAAAACAAAAUAGAAAAAUCUACUUAAAUACUGCCUAUAUUUUCAGGAUUAACACUAAAGCGAGUAUGUACCCCUAUCCCCCCUGCCCCACCCCUCCACUCUAGUAGGGUUAGUCACUAAAGUGAGUUUCAAAUAUAAGGUCAAAGUAGCCAAACUGGAAACAACAAUUUCAACCUAGAUUACUAUGUAAUUAUAUUUAUAUUAUAUAUAUAUAUAUACCCUGAUCAGCCACAACACCACAUGCCUAAUAUCGUGUAGGUCAUGCUGCAAAAAUAGCUCAGAUGCGUCGAGACAUGGACUCCACAAGAUCUCUGAAAGUCCUGCGAGUUGCCUCACAUGGAUCAGAUUUGUUGUUCAAGCACAUCCCACAGAUGCUCAAUCGGAUUGACAUCUGGGGAAUUUGGAGGCCAAGACAACACCUUAAACUCUUUGUCAUGUUCGUCAAAUUAUUCCCGAACAAUUUUUGCAGUUUGGCAGGGUGCAUUACCCUGCUGAAAGAGGCCACUGUCAUAUGGAACACCAUUGCCAUGGAAGGGUGUAUGUGAUUUGCAACAGUCUCUUGGUAGGUUGUCAAAGUAACAGCCACAUGAAUGCCAAGACCCAAGGUUUCCCAGCAGAAGCAUAACACUGCCUCCGCUGGCCUGCCUUCUUCUCAUAGUGCAUCCUGCUGCCAUCUCUACCUCAAGUAAACAACGCACACGCACCCAGCCAUCCACUUUAUCUAAAAGAAAACAUGAUUCAUCAGACCGGGCAACUAUCAUUUUCAUUGCCCCCUGGUCCAGUUCUGAUGCUCACGUCUCCACAUGAAAAGACUUUUGGCGGUGGACAGGAGUUAUCAAGGGCACUCUGACUGGUUUAUGGCUACGCAGCUCCAUACGCAGAUGCCCUGAUCCAGUUGUCUAGCCAUUGCUAUUUGACCCUUAUCAGAGUCACUCAGAUCUUUUCGCAUUCCCAUUUUCCUGCUUUUAACCCACGAAAUUCGAGAACUGACUGUUCAAUUGCUACCCACACCUUGCCAGGUGACAUUGUAAUGAUAUAAUCAAUGUUGUUAUUAUUAUUAUUUAUUAUUAUUAUGAUAUUUAUAGAGCGCCGUCAAAUUCCGCAGCGCUUUACAAUGGGUGGACGAACAGACAUGUAGUUGUAACCAGACAAGUUGGACGCACAGGAACAGAGGGGUUGAGGGCCCUGCUCAAUGAGCUUACAUGCUAGAGGGAGUGGGGUAAAAUGACACAAAAAGGUAAGGAUAGUAUUAAACUAAUGACAGUUGCAGAAGAGGAAUCAGUUAGGAGCUAUUAACAGUUUAAUUGAUACGCUUUUAUGAAGAAGUGGGUUUUUAACAAUUUUUUGAAGGAGUGGAGACUGGGUGAGCAUCUAACGGAGGAGGGAAGCGAGUUCCACAGGAACAGUGCAGCCCUCCAGAAAUCUUGAAGGCGAGCAUCAGAGGUGGGAGUACGGACAGACGAUAGACGUAAGUCUUCAGCAGAUCGUAAGGGCCUAGACGGGACAUACUUGGGUAUAAGGGAGGAUAGAUAGGUGGGAGCAGCAUUAUGUAGAGAUUUGAAAGCAAGAACCAGAAUUUUAAAUUGAGCUCUAUAUUUUAUAGGAAGCCAAUGUAGGGACUGACAGAAGGGUGAGGUAUGGGAGGUGCGGGCGGACAGGAAGAUGAGCCUCGCCGCCGCAUUCAUUAUAGACUGUAACAGCGCUAGUUGGGAGCACGUAAGACCACUGAGAAGCGGAUUACAGUAGUCAAGGUGAGAAAGGACAGUGGAAUGGACCAACACCUUAGUCACAUCUGGUGUUAAGUAAGGGCGGAUGCGCGCAAUAUUUUUGAGAUGGAAAUGACAGGAUUUGGCGAUAGAUUGAACAUGAGGCUUGAAGGAGAGGUCGGAGUCAAAGAGAACACCUAGGCAGCGAGCCUGUGUGGUGGAGCUGAUAGUAGCACUGUAGACUUGGAGAGAGACAGACACAGGAGUAACAACACUUGAGGGAGGAAAGACCAGAAUUUCAGUUUUGGUCAGGUUUAGUUUAAGGAAGUGGGCAGCCAUCCAGUUAGAAACAGCAGAGAGGCAGUCAGAGACACUAGUCAAGAGGGACGGGGAGAGAUCAGGAAAGGACAGGUAGAUUUGCAUGUCAUCUGCAUAGAAAUGAUAUUGGAAGCCAAAGGAGCUAAUGAGUUUACCAAGGGAGGCAGUAUAGAUGGAGAACAGUAGGGGACCAAGGACUGAACCUUGAGGGACACCAACAGAGAGGAGUUGGGGAGAAGAAGCAGAGCCAGAGAAAGAAACACUGAAAGAGCGCUGGGAGAGGUAGGAGGAGCACCAGGAGAGAGCAAUAUCUUGUAGACCGAUAUUGCGGAGGAUGAGAAGAAGCUGUUGAUGAUCAACAGUGUCAAAAGCCGCAGACAGGUCAAGGAGAAUUAGGAUAGAGUAGUGACCACGAGAUUUUGCAGUGAGUAGAUCAUUGGAUACUUUGGUCAGUGCCGUUUCCACAGAGUGCUUAGCGUGGAAACCAGACUGAAGCGGGUCUAGCAGAGAGUUGGACUCGAGGAAGUCUGUCAAUCUCGCAUACACAAUUUUUUCAAGGAUCUUGGAUGCAAAAGGCACUAGCGAGAUAGGACGAUAGUUGGAUGGGGAGUUAGGGUCAAGAUUGGGCUUCUUUAGAAUUAUUCACUUCACCUGUAAGUGGUUUAAUUUUGUAGGCGAUCAUUGUAUACAUUAAUGCAUAUUCUUUUUGCUUGAAUGUGUGCGCCAUCUCCUACUUUGUUUUUCUCCUCAUUGCCUGAUACAGAGUAUUUAUGACCUUCUGGAAGCAUGGAUUUUACCUUGAUGUUGAAUUGGUAGUAAAUGGCAGCACAGUCUUAAGAGAAGUUCUUUAGUUCGCCUGUGUUUUGUGGAUUUUUUUUUGUUUUGUUUAUUGUUUAUUUUUUUGUUAUUUUUUUUUAAACAAGGAUAAAUGGUGGUACAGUGGUCCACAGUGAAUACAACAUACAUUUGAGUGUAACAUUAUUGAUACAUCUGGUUAUUAACUUUUUCGCUGGACAGUGGUGUUAUAUCCCUUAGACCCCCAUUUGUAUUGUCUUUUGUGAGUUGUGCCAGUGAGGUUGGUGGAAUCCCAUGGUUUUUCAUGCAUGGCCUUCAGGUGUUGGGGGGUCGUGUUGUGGUCUCCCUUAUUGAGCGGUGCUCAGGUUGGGGAGGCAUGGAUUUUGUUUACCUUGAGGUCCAUGCUUGGUGGUAGCAUUGGGUGUAGAUCUCCUUGCAGUUUGGGUGAGCGAUGGUGUUUCGGUGUGGGGUUGAUCGGGUUGAUCGGGUUGGGGAGGGGUGAGGGACGUUUAACAAGAAGGUAUAACUGAGGAACUAUGUACAACGGAUGCAGCUCAAUGCCACAUUUCAAGGUAGGCAUAAGAUGGUGAGAUAAGAUGGUGUAAAGUAGGGUCGCCGGGAGCCACCCUCCCGCGCCCUCUCCCCCGAAGCAAGAUAGGUGUUGGAAGGGAAGGUGGAAAGGAGAAAGGGAGAGAAGGAAGAAAAAAACCAAGGAAAAACAUAAGAGGGAGACUAUUCUUGACUGCAUGGGUUGGUCCUGGGUUCUGCAGUGGGGUGCAUUUGCCUAUGGCGCAGCUAGGUGGGGUAGCUGUAUGUACUUCCUGUGUGAUCCCGUAGUGGUGUCCUGUGAGGGGUUGUCCUCUGGUUAGAGGCCUCUGGCUGUUCAAGGAUCCCAUAUUUUGUGUAAUGUCUUUUGAGUGUCAUGUAUCUGGCUGUCUAUUUGUCCAAGUGGUGCAUUUCUCUGGUUUUAGGCUUUACUGUUUCUAGGUUGGUUAUACGUUGGUCUGCCCUUAUUUCUCCGAUUGCUCAGUGCGCUGCCAGUGUUAUUCAGGCUAUCAGUUUGUUCUCACUAGUGGUGAGGGAGUCUCUUGGUUUGGACAGUAGCAUUGUCAAUGGUUCGGCUGGAACGGGUGUGGUGAUGUCCUGCUGGAGUAGAAAGUGAAUUUGUGUCCAGAAAAGUUAGAGUUUUGAGCAGUCCCACCAACCGUGGAGAAACGUCCCCUGUUCUCCGCACUGCUUGCAGCAUUGAUCCGUGGGGUUUUUCCCCAUUUUGUGUAGUCUGUCGGGUGUGAGAUACCAACGAAAAGCAUUUUAUAGGCUUGCUCUUUAUGUGUGAUGCAUGUUGUCGGGGAGCGCAUCGCUUCCCAUAUGUCGUGCCAGUCGCUGGGUUCCUUGGGGGGCUGUAGCGGGUUGUCAGAUUACCAGGGAGUUAACUAGAUCCUGCAGUUGUGUGUAGUGAUCUGAAGUGCGUCAGGGUUGGGUAAGUCUGAGUAUUCAAUGACCUUAUAUUGUCAGUACAAGUGGAGCAGUCUCGAGAUGUCUCGAUUUUAGUAAAGUGUUUGGGGGUCAUCACUGGGAGGAAGAGGUGGUUGCGAUCGAUGGGAAUGAGUGGGGAUAGGAAGGAGGAGAGGUCAUAUUUAAUUUUCAAUGCGUCCCAUAGGGUUACGGUGUGGGCUAUUGCCGGUGAAGUGGGUGGUAGGAGUGGUCUGUAAGUCUGGGGGGACCCACAUGUACUGUGUGGGGAGGUUCCAUUCUAGGAUAUUGUGCUCCAUAUCUACCCAUCGUUUUUCGCCCGGUGAUGAGCGCCAGUUGGGCUGCAUGGAAAUAUUGUUCGAAGUUGGGUAGGCCUAGGCCCCCGCGUGAUGUCAGUACAUACAUCGAGGUGCGUCUGAUUCUCGGUUUCUUGUUGUUCCAAAUAAAAAUGUUGAUAGCGGCUUGGAGUCGUUUGAAAUCUGGGAGAUUGGCAAGCUUUGGAAGACGUAUAAGAAGUGUGGGAGCAAAUUCAUUUUGAUCGACGUGACGCGGCCUAGCCAAGAUAUGUUCAGGGCUUGCCAUCUUUGUAACUCUGUGUAGGCUGCGUUGAUCACUGGUGUGUAGUUUAAGGAGUAGGCAUCUUUUAGAUUGGAUGAUAUGCGAAUUCUUAGGUAAGUGAGAGGGGUCUGUGUGAUUCUAAGUGGGAAAGUGGCUCUGUUGACACGUAGUUGUGUGUUGUCUAUACUCCGUGGCAUCAGUUCGGAUUUUGAGAGAUUAAUUUUGUACCCUAUAAAGGUGGCGUAGUGAUUUAUUAGUGUGAGUGUGGCGUGGAUAGAGUCUACCGGGUUCGUCAGUGUAAGCAGGAUGUCAUCUGCGUAUGCUGCGAUUGUGUAUGUAUCUUGUCUGAUUUGUACACCAGUGAUAUUAGGGUGGAUAGCUUGUAGCAGUGGCUCAAGGGGGAUGGCGAAGAGGAGGGGGAGAAGGGGCUGUUACUGAUCGGCAUGUAGGGUUCUAUUACGUUUGGAAGUAAGAGAUGUGCUUGUGGGUGGUCGAAGAGCGAUUUUAUAAUGUUGAGGACAUAGGGGGGGAAAUCCUAUGUGUGCCAGUACUUGAAACAAAAAGGGGCAGAGGAGGCGACCAAACGCCUUUUCCGCAUCUUGCGCAUAGGGAAAUCUUUUCCGCAUAGGGAAAUGAUUGCCGUGGGAAUAUGGCGUUUACGGGCAUACCAGAUUGUGUCGUAUGUUCUGCGCAUGUUAUCCGCUGCUUGACGCCUGGGGAUGAAUACGACUUGGUCCGGGUGUAUGAUUUUGAGGAGGACGCCUGUUUGCAAGAAUCUUUGUAAUGAUUUUCACAUCUACGUUUAAUAAGAAAAUUGGACGUCCUAGGUGGUCUUUCCAUGGUUUGGGGAUGAGGCAAAUGUGUGCAUGUCUACGGGGAUUGCGUUGCCUUGUAGGAGUGAGUUAAAUAGUUUGCAGAAAUGCGGUAAAGUUGGUCGGCGAAUGUUUUGUAACACAGGGGGUCCUCAUUUAGCGACCUACCUAUUUUACGACAGCUCGCGUUUACGACCAGGCGUAAGUACGAGCCAUCAUAGGGAUUCCCUGCUCUGGUGCGCAUGUCUAUGUUUGGGGAAACCUCCCCGAACAUAGAAAAGCGCACCAGAGCAGGAAUCCCUCAAAUCUAUGUUUGGGAAAAUUACCCUGAACAUAGAUUAAAGGGGUUCCCUGCUCUGGUGCGUUCGUCUAUGUUCGGGUAAGUUUCCCCGAACAUAGACUAACACUAACCUUCUUGGUUACAUAAGGGAGCCAGGGGUCUUUGUCGUUCGAGUCUGGGCUGCUGAGGGAGGGUACACCGCUGGUAGGCAGAGUUUCUCCAGUAGGACUGGGAUUUCUUCAGCUUGAGAGAUUGUGAACAAUUAUUUUGAAUGGGUCACCCUAUGCAUAGCGUGGCCCUUGUUGCGUUAGUUGUGUAAGUGGGCGUAUAUCCCUUCUUCCCCUUAGUGUGCUGGGUGCCAGAUCCUGUAAAAUUUGGACGUUGGCGCCUUCUAUCGUGAUGGGUGAAUCUGUGGCUAUUUGCAUCAGCCUUUCCUUUAUAUGGAAAAAGUGCAUUCGCACUAUUACAUCACAGGGUGUACUGUCAUUAAUGCUGGGGGCUCUCAGUGCUCUGUGGGCUCUGUCCAUAAGGAGGUCGGCUGGUGAGGCCUCUGGUAGAAGGCUUUGAAAUACCUCAGUGAGGGUUGAUUGCAGCAUCUCCACGGAGACUGCCUCUGCCUGAUGGUGUUGCGGCUGGUCCUGUUGCUCAGGUCCUCGUUGGCCUCCUCCUGCAGGCGGAGUUGUUCUUUUAUGUCUUGGAGGUCUGCAUCGUGGUUGUUUAGUACCUCCACUAAUUCCUCCAUUUUAUCUUCUACCUUGCGGGCCUGCGCCACGAGGUCUGCCACUCCCGCCGUGAUGGGUUGAAAGUGCGCGUGUAAUUCCUCUGCCAAAUAGGAUUUAAGAGUGGUUAAUGAAGCCUUUCAUGUCUCUGCGAGUGAGCGGGGCACUUGGGCUUUCAGAUUGUGCUGCGCUGCUCAUAUCGGAGUCGGGGGAUAGUGUCUGCGGCUUUUUGGGCCUAGCGCGAAAGAUCGGGGCCUUUCUGGACUUUCAUCCUCCCAUUAGGUGAGUGGUAGCGGUGGGUAGUGUCACCGUUGUUCACAGGGGUUUGGAGGGUAAAACGGGUACGGAUGCUUGUGAUGGCUGUAGAUUCUAGCAGGGUUAGAGCCGUGCGUUCAGAUUAUGCUGCCAUCUUCCAGCACGGUCAGGCUCCGCCCUCCCUAUUUUGAGGAUUUGAAUGCAAAAGCACCAACAUUUGGUUUGCUUCUGGACUUCCAUCUACUUUUACGGAAUUAGACCUGAGAACUGGAUGCUUCUUUCUAAAUUAUGUUAGUCCAAUAAAAAGGUAUUAUGAGAUACUAAAAUCACCUGAUAUUUUAUGUCCUAAAUAGUUACGGUUAGGGUUUGUGUUAGUGCCAUAGAUUGCGUUCAGGCAUUUGAGUAAGUGGUUAGACUUAUUGUUUAAUGUUUUUUGUUUUUUGACAAUUUUUAUUUUCAAAUGUAAUAGGGUACAAAAAGGAAGAGGGGAGGGGUUCAUAGUAGAUAAUUUCACAUUUGCUUGUUGCAGGUACAUUAUCAUGGUUAAGUUUACAUUUUUGUUAAGGUUGAGAACUCUAUGUGUGUCACAACUGAGUGGGUUAAACAGUGGCUGUAAUAUCUGUUUAACCCACUCAUAAACACCAUUUUCUUCCUUUUCUGUUGAGGUCUUACUCGUGAUGGCCUGGGUUUAUUAGCUAUCAUGCCCUGUCAUGUUUGGUACCAAGGCUCCGCAUGUUACCUGCCUCAUUGGUGAGUGUUCGGGGUUUGGGUCGGCUGGGGGGAUGGAGGAUGUGCGGGGGGGGUCAAUCGGGACAUGAAGGGAUGUAGCUGGGUUCAUAUAGGUUAUAUACUGUUCAAUUGAGGUUUUCGUAGUUGGACGUAUUCGUUCCCUCUCCGUGAGGGUUUUUAUGAUCUUGUGUGUCAUGUUAAUGGGGUUUGUUUUUGUCCCACGCCGCUGACCAGUGGAAGCUUUUCUGCUGUGUCUUCCUUGCUAAAGUUUCAUAUAGUUUGGCGUGCUCUAUUGUUUCUAUGCAUUGUUUGAGCGUUAGGGUUGUUGUUUGCUUCCACUGUCUGCUUAUGACAGUGAGAGCCGCAAUGAUAAUAUGGUAUGUCAUAUAUUUGAGGUGUGUGUAUAUGGCUCCUGUGGGAGCAGAAGUAGGAGGAACGUUUCAGGUGUUAAGGGUAGUUUCAGCCCCGUACAUCGGGUCGUUAGGUUUGCAACUUGUGUCCAGUAGUGUUGAAGCAGUGGACAGUGCCACCAUAUAUGUAUCAGAGUUCCUUUGUUUGUUUGGCAUCUCCAGCGUGUGUCAGAUGUAUCAGGGAAGCUGUGUUUGAGUCUUGUGGGAACUAAAUACCAUCUGUAGAGUAGCUUGCGUGAAAGUUCUAGGUGGUUUCUGCAGAGUGUUAGUCGUUUGUGGGCUUGGUAGAUGUCUUGCCAUUGCUGUUCCGUGAGCGGGCGUCCGAUGUCCUUUUCCCAUGCAGAUUUGAAGGAGGGUGGUUGUUUUCGGCAUUGUGUAUGUUCAGAGGUGUAAAUCAAGGAUAUGAGUUUCUUUGUAGUCUUAGUUUUGGUGCAUAUCUGUAUUAUUUUAUCCCAAUGUGGGGCUGGUAUCUGUGCUUCUGGUUGUGCCGGUUGGGAGUUCGUCCAAGAUUGUAUUUGUAGAUAAGAGAAGGUUGCUGUGGAUGGCAGAGUGUAUUCUGUUCCUAGGUCUGAAAAUUUCUUGAGUUUGUUGUUCUGUAGCAGUUGAGACACGGUUGCCACCCCAUGUCUUUGCCAGAGCUUGUGGUUAAAGUCGGGGAUGAAUAAUCAUAGUGCUUCUAUAGGGAUUUCUGGGGAUAGUGUUGUCGUUGCUCCCAUCUUUUUCCUAUAGCUGUCCCAUAUUGAGGGGGUCUGUGGGUUUUGGGUAGCCAUGCCAGAAUUGGUAGUGCAAGUCCCUUUGCAUGGUUCUUCUCUAUUUCGGUCCAUGCUGUUGGGUUAUAGUUAUGCGACGCCGUCAACAGCGGUGCUAUUUGAGCCGCUCGGUAGUAGCCUCUUACUUCGGGGAGGCCCAUCCCGCCUUGGGCGAACGGUUUGUACAUUGUAGCCUUUGCCACUCUCGGUUUUUAUAAUCCCAGACGUAGUUUAUUUAGAGUAUUUUGCAGUUCUAGUAGGUACUUUUUUGGGAGAGCGAGUGGUGUGCGGAAGAGGUAUUGGAUUUUUGGCAAUAUUACCAUCUUCACUGAGGCUAUCCGGCCUGACCAUGAGAUGUAUUUCCCCUUCCAGUUUUGGAGAAUACUUUUGAUUUCGGUUGUCAGUUUGGUGUAGUUUGCCUUAAAGAGCUUGUGUGUUGUUGGUGUCAGGUUGACCCCUAAGAAUUUGAUGUGGUCCUUUCUCCAGUCAUAGUUGAAGUUCGUUUUUAGGGUUGUCAGGUCUGGGUUGGGAAUGUUAAUUCCUAGGGCUAGUGUUUUUGCUAUGUUCAGUUUGUAGUAGGAGCACUUGCUGUAUAGGGAGAGGAUCUUGUGGAAAUUAGGUAGGGAUAUGUGUGGUUGUUCAAGUGUUAGCAGGAUGUCAUCAGCAAAUAGUGACAUUUUAUAUUCCCUGCCUCUAGUUUUAAUCCCAUGUAUGUCUGGGUUGCAUCGUAUUAGUUGGGUAAGCGGUUCCAACGCCAGAAUGUAGAGUAUCGGGGAGAGUGGACAGCCCUGUCUGGAGCCAUUUGAAAUGUGAAAUGGUUUUGAUAUGAAUCCCCCAUUUACCAUUCGUGCUGUUGGGGAGGAGUAUAGUGCGGUGACUAAUGAUAGGAACUGUGGUGGAAAGUCGAAUUUCUUCAGGACUGCCAGUAGAAAGGGCCAGUGAAGCCUAUCAAAGGCCUUCUUUGCAUCUAGGGAUAGUAAUACGCUGGGAUCUUUUUUCCCCUUUAUCUCAUAUAGUAAGUCUAAGGUUUUGCGUGUGCCGUCCGCUCCUUGUCUACCUCCCACAAACCCCACUUGAUCCUCGCCUAUAAUUGUGGGGAUAAUGGGUGCCAAUCUGUUGGAAAAAAUGUUGGCGAUAAUUUUCACGUCUGUGUUCAACAGAGAGAUGGGUCUUAGGUUUGGGCAGCGGGUCGGGGGCUUUCCUGGUUUGGGGAGCGUGGCGACAUGUGCCAUGAGCAUCUCUGAUGGCAUCAUCCCCUUCUGUAAGGCAUAGUGAAAUGUGUUCCUUAGUUGGGGGGCUAGAAUAGUUGCGAACUGUUUAUAAUAUGAAUUGGUCAGACCUUCUGGGCCUGGUGAUUUCCCGUUCGGGAGGGAUUGGAUAGUGUCUAAUAUUUCUUGCGUAGUAACAGGGCUUUGUAUAGUAUCUCUUUGUGUGGGCGUUAGUUUGGGUAGUGUUGUAGUUUGAAGGAAGUCAUCUAUGUCUUUUGUUGACGAUUGGUGUAGAGUUGGGUCUGAUUUUAGGUUGUAGAGUGAGUGAUAGUAGUCGGCUAUACCGACUGUGGGUUGUGCAGUUUCUCCCCUGUGUUCAUGAUUAGAUGUGGGAUUUUGGAAUUUGCUUGUUUUUGCCUGAGUAGGUUGGCCAGGUGCUUCCCUGUUUUGUUGCCCUGUGUGUAUGUUUUCAGUUUUAAUUUGGUAAGAAUAUGGGCCGUUUUCCCUAGUGUUAGUGCAUUGAUUUGUGAGGUGAUUUGUUUUAUAGCUUCCGCGCUGGUGUCGGAUGGGUUCAGGAGAUGUAGGGUCGUGGUGUCCCUUAAGUUUCUGAGGAGAUCCGUAUGUUCUCUGUUGCGUUGGCGUUUGAGAUAUGCUGCUUGGUUUAUCAGUUGUCCCCUCAGGACUGUUUUAUGGGCCUGCCAAAUGGAGAAGGCUGAGGCUUCGGAGUUGUCGUUAAGGUGGAAGUAGUCUAGUAGGGUUGCAGUCAGCUGUGCAGUGAAUUGCGUGUCCUGUAGAAGCGAGUCAUUGAGGCGCCACGGGGGCUUACCUCGGUGUUGGUAGGUGGAUUGUAGGGUCAGAGUCAGUGGGGCAUGAUCGAACCAUACUAUGUUCCCUAUAGCACAGCCCUCUAUCUGUGGGAGAAGUUGGCCGGAUACAAGGAUGUGGUCAAUUCUGGAGUAGGUUUUAUGUACUUGUGAGAAGAAUGUAUAUUCUCUUGUUGAUGGGUGUCGUGUUCUUCAGGCAUCGUAUAGCCCAUAUUCAUGGAGGAGUUUUGUGAAUGCUUUGUUAUUGGGCUUGAGCUUGUGGUGUCUUUUUGAUGUCCAUAGUGUUGUUGAAGUCACCGCAAAUGAUCGUGGGGGUGGUCGAGUCCCCUGGUAGUUUGUUAAGGACCUUGUGUAGGAAAUUGCGUUGCUGUUCGUUUGGGCUAUAUAGACAUACUAAGAUAAGCGGGAUAUUGUUGAUUAUGCAGUGUAGGAUCACAUAUCUUCCCUGGUUGUCUUUGUGGAUGCUGAGUAGUUCCAUGGUGAGAGAGUUGUGUAACAAAAUCAAGACCCCUCUCGAUUUGGAUGUGUGCGUUGCAUGGUACUGUGUGGCGUAUUCUCUGGUAGCGAAUGUGGGGAUGCGGUUGGUGACAAAAUGUGUCUCUUGUAUGCAGACUAUGUCUGCUUUUGUUUGUUUUUUUAGAUCCUCCAGGAGAAUGCGCCUUUUGUGUGGUGUGUUGAGGCCUUUUGUGUUGCGAGAGUAGAUGAUCAUGGUGGUAGCUACGUGGGUAGGGGAGGGUAGUUCUGUGUAUGUGUCAGAUAGUGCUGAAGGUUUAUGGUUUUGUUGAGUUUAACAGGGGGUAGGGGUGGGGUGGUGAAGGAUAGAGGGUAGGGUUAGUUGUGUUGUGGUGUUAUGUACAGAGACCCUAUGGUCUGGUACGCUAUUCGUGGGGUUUUGGAUGGGAGUUUCCAAGCGGUGGCUAGUUGGACUCCCUGUUGUAUCUGUAGGUAUAAUAAAGCUGAACUUGUCGUAAUUGAUUGAAACCUGUAAGGUAUAAGUCAUUAAAGCAUUAGAGUAUAACAUUUAACAUAAUGAUAAGAGGCGUGCAAGCAACAGUAUCAUCAUUCUCUGGUUGUACGUUUAGCCAUAUCAGUUACACAGUGUGGUAGCAUCGUGUGCUGCACCCACCCAUACCUUGUUUAUGUUUGCCUCGGGGUGCUUGGGGGUGGUUAUACUGGCUCAGGUGUUAAUGUUAGUUGCUCUGUUUAUUUUGGUGAGCUUGGGGUUUGCCCUGAUGUGAGCUACGACCUCUAAGGCUUUGUUUGUCCUAGGCUACUCGCUGGACCCCCGCUUGGUGUUCCCGGGUGCUGUUUUAAGGUGCUCUCUUUACCCAUUGGGGCACUGGACCAGGUCCCCAUAAUGCUUAAGGUGUGAAAAUCGGUAUGUGGGUAGGGUCGUCCCUAGGUUGGUGCUGCUUUACUCACAUGUAUGUUUAUAAGUGAUGGCUAAUCUGUGGCUAUGCAUAACAACAUAUAUAUUUACAAUUAUGAUACUUGCACGAAUCAUGCCUUGGUCAAUCGGUUAUUAGUGUUAGUCCAUAGUAGCAUUGUAGUUUGAGCGUUGGGGGUUGGACGUUUUUCCGCUGGAGGCUGGUCGGAGAGACCCCAUGUUGCCAAUGCCGCUUUCCCUUCUUCUGGAGUCGCAAUGUAUGUACUUUUCCCGUUCCUGGUCAGGAUGAUUUUCGUGGGGAACCCCCACCUGUAGCGAACUCCGUGGUUGCGGAGUUCCGUGGUAACCUGGUGGAAGUCCCUUCUUCGACGCAGCGUUGCCGUCGAGAGGUCUGUCAUGAUACGCACAGAUGUGUAAUCCUCUUGUGGGUCCGCUCUGCUUCGGUACUCUUUGAGAAUCAGUUCCUUGAUGUGGUAGUAAUGCGCCCUGAUUAGGACAUCACGCAUCGUGGAGUAAGGCAGGAAUCUCGGCUUUGCCACCCGGUGCACCCUGUCUAAUAGGAGCAUGUCCGUCGAGAUGUCUGGAGCGUAAGCGUUCAGGAGGCCUCUCACAUAAGGCUGCAGGUCGUCUGGGGAUACGGCUUCAGGGUUGCCGCGCAGUCUCAGGUUGUUUCUGCACGACCUGUCUUCUUGGUCAGCCAUACCGGUUUCUAUAUUUUCUAUUUUGAGAUGUAGGGCUUGCAGCUGCCCUGUCAUGUCUGCCUGUACUGUUGUGAGUGCUUGGCAGUGUUGUUCCACCGUGGCAGUGCGGGUUGACAGGUCCCGCAUCUCCUUCUUGAUUUGUUCUGCCGUUUUUUGCCAGGUGCAGAUUAGUUUAGUUGCCAUUGCUUCCAUGGCAUUUUCGAAGUGUCCUUGUGUGAGGUGUUCAGGUGGAAGGGGGUCUGCAAGCUGUGCUGGCGUGUAAUGGGGAUCUGGGCCCUCCGCGCCAUCCCGCGCUGCAUCCGCCGUGGGCGCCUGUUUCUGGCCGAAAAAGUUUGUUUUUUCGGCUUUAGUGGAAGCCUUCUUUGUUUUGGAGGUUGUCAUAAUGCUUACUUUGAUUUAAUGAUGUUCAGCUUGUUGUAAAUGCAGUUCUGAUGGAGCCCAUGUGCCGGAGCAGAUUACUGAGCGUCCAUCUUGCUCAGCGGUUAGCCACGCCCCCCUUGUUUAAUGUUUUUAAAGGGUUACUGCAAGGACCAUGACAACUUCUGCUUUUAGAAUUUUAAUGGUGUCAGGAGUCAGUAUGUACAGUGUUUCAGCACAGUGGAAACGGAUGUAUUGCAGGAAAGGAUUGCAAGGAGAAUGUCUCUUGCAAGGAGUAUGUCCACUCCCUCAUUUGCUCGCUACUUGUGUGCAGCCCUCCUGCCUACCCAAUCAGCGCAGUAUAUUUUGGUUUUCCUACCUCCCUCUCCCACUCUCUUGCUGGCUCAGAGUGCACACAUGUGAGCUUGUUAAAUGGUUCAGUCAAAUGCUUCUCUAUGAGAACCCUUUGUAUGGACAUUGCACCGCUACCAUGUACUCAGGAGGGGUCAUGGAAAGCAGCGUUGGAAGCUUCUAGCUUUCAGCUAUGGAUUCCAGGUAAGUAGUAACUUUUUGUUUUUAUAGUUAUGUUAAAAAAAACAAAAAACUGUAUGCAUUUAAAAAGGGUUCAAGUAACCCGUUAAGGUUAGGCUUUGUGGCUGGUUUGGGAAUGGUCUAAGAAAAGCGAAUAAUAUAUUGAACCUUUUCAAGUCCACCCCGUGAUCCCCAAGAUGUACUUUGGGGCCACCAGAAAAGGUUUAUAUUGAGUCCAGAAUGUAAUUGCGCAAAAAUGGUCAGUAAGUACUGUCACUUCCCUCUAAUUGCCUGCUAUAGAGAAAAAAACUAUUCAUACUUCUUUCCUACUGAUCUACUUAAUGUUCGUAGCAAGGACUAUAAUUUAUAAAACAUCAACAGUUUUUUUUUGUUUUUUUUUUCCAUUUAGUCACUGUUUCCCAGAUAAUUAACAAUAUUCCUCAUGUUUAUUGGCCUUUUUAGGAUUGGCAAGAAAUCCUGUCUCUGUACCAGGCUGAUAAUACAUAUUUGGGUGAGUGUGUUGUGUGCCUUGCUCUGUCUCAGUUUAACCUAAAAUAAACUGCAACUUUGAGCACUUUGUGUGUCCAUUUUCCCCAGGGGAGUGUGGCAGUCUCUUGGUGCGCAGUGUGACUUAUGAGAUCCCUGCUCUAAGGAAGCAGAUAUCUCGCUGCCAGCAGUUGGUCGUGGAGAGCGAGCGGCGGGCUGAAGAGUGCCUGCAUGGAGCAGCAGAACAACGGGAGCAGUAUCACAGCAGCUGCAAGCGCUAUGGGAUCAAUGUGAGGCUCACUAAAUAUUCUGUCCAUUCCAUUUAAUAAAGGUUCUUCUUCUCUCCUUAUUCUAGGAAAUGGACAAAAAGGGCAAGUCUAUGGACACAUCUCCAAUUUAUUUAUUUAUAUCUGGUUCUUGAAACUAUUUGAUAAAACCAGAGUCUCGGACACCCAUACCCUGUGAGUGACUGAGAGUGCACAGAAAAGAAAAGUACACUUCCUGCAUUAAGUGAGUACUGUCCUACCCGGACAACAGAGAUAGGCUGGGUGAGCUGGAGGCAGGUUAGCCCAGUGCUUUCUGCUUAUCAUGUUGUCCAGAUAAUACAGAAGUGUAGUUUCCUCCUUCUCUGUGCAUCAGAUGAUGGGUCGGCUGUGAGUACUUGGAAAACGUCUGAAAUUGUCAAACCACUCCAGAACAGUCUGACCAAAAACUACUUGAAAAUGCCUAUUGGUAUAUGGCUCCAUAACCACAAGCUAUAGCUGUUAUGGUGCUUGGGGCACCGGUUUGUUGGUUAUUGCAUGGAUCCAUUUACAAUGCUUUAGUAAAACUAGCUAUUUUUUAUAGAAGAAAAAGAAAUGUAUUUUCUCGUAGUUUUGCGGUCCCCUCGGUCUACUGCACUGAAUGGACAGUUUUGACAAACACAUCAUCUACCUUAUAGAAAAUUACCAUUGCUUGACCUGUUUAUAAGGAAGCUGAAUAUGACAUCUUCCAGGGAGACUCACCAGUCUACUGCCAAUAUUUCCUUUAUAGAUUCAUUGUUAAAUCAAUCAAAAUCUAGCGUUCAGUAUUAGUACUUUUUUAUUGAUAGGGAAGACUUCUACGCCUUCCUUCUCCCUUCUAUGUAUACUUUUUCACUUUGUCUUUCUUCUUUACUGAACAGGAACCCAAAUUGCUGCACAUUUUCUAAAGAUGAUUCCUCUCUCCACAGGGAGAAGAUGUACGCAAGGAGCUUCUGUUUUUAGUUCGUGAUGUCCCGUCUCUCCUGAGACGAGUUGGAGCAGACGCUGCAGCACUUUUGCCUGCUAUCCAGCUGUACCGGGCCUGUGUGAGCUUUGUUUGCGAAAGGUGAGACUUCGGUAAAUGGCAAGGGAUACCGUGAUUUAACAAGUGGAAUGCUUUUAUCUUGGCACAUAUAUAUUUUUUUUUUUUCUUAAUGCCAAAAUGAUCCGGCACACACAAAUUCCCAAAACAGCAAUUUUAUUUGGAACUCUCCAGCAACAUUUCAGCCACAAUAAGAGCAAUUAUCAAGAUUGGAAUUUUCUAAAACGAUAUUAAUAAAACAAAAUAUAUACAAAUUGGCAUAAAGUGUUGGAACUAAAACUUCAUGGAUUUCUUAAAUUGUUAUUUCAUAUAUACCAUCAUAACAUUUGUGCUUCAUUUAGUUGGCACCUAGAACUGAGGGGUGAAUCAGGACAACACACUUUGAUUUUUAGAAAUAUUUCUUCUGGAUAGACGUGUCAUACUAGCAGUUGUAGAACAAAGGAGAAAAAUAGUAAUAUGGAUGAUUAUGGUAACUAAUAAAAAUCUGAUUGGAAACAGAAAUAACAUGAAGAACUAGCUAAUGGCUACUCCAGUCACUUUAAGUAAUACUUGGUAAUGCAAUACACUCCAUUUCUAUUCUCAGUUCAUCAGAUCAGGCUGUCCCACUCCUCCUGCAUGUGCAAGAACGUGGAGACACCACUGUCUAUGAGUGGCAUGUUGGAGAAGUUCCAGAGAGAGUGGAGCGGCCAGAGAUUGAGGAAACAGAGAUUUCUCAAUCUCCAGACAAUGGAGAAGUGAGUGCGAAGGCCAUCAGAAAACAAAAUAAGUAGUUUUUCUCAAUGUGUUUACAGCCCAUUCUCCAUUUUUUCUCAGAUUGACUGGGGUGAUUUGGGGGGGCAAACUGCUGAUACGGGUAUUGUACUGGAAGACCCAGGAAGCGGCGAUAUAGACUGGGGUAUUACAGCAGAUUCAGAGGUAAGGAGCUGAUUGUCUCUAAAGGAGCAUUAAUGAUAAAAUAUUUUUAUUUAAUGUAAAGAGUUAAAUUAUAUUUCCACAUUCACUAACCAUAUUUCACCCUUAUAUUCCAUAUUUCAUGCUCACCGGCCAUGCUAACUUCCUUUUUUAUACUGCACCUCAGUCAUAAGUUAUCAUCAUUUCCUAUUUUUCAGCAAGAUUUAGUCUAAAUUAUUCCCUUUUGCCAUAUUUCCUUAAAAGAAGCAUUUUGUUGAACUGUGUUAAACACUCUCAGUACAUCUUUAUGUAGUUAUUUUAGUGCAAAGAACCUGUCCCUGUAAAUGUGAUAAAUGUAAGUCACCUGUCAGUCAGAAUUACUCGAGUAGCUGUCAGUCAGACAGCCACUAGAGGCACUUCCUUGUGAAGACUUUAAAUAAUUGAAAGCUUUCAUGUUCAGCAUCUCAUUGCUUCUCGUGUAGAAGCAUCUGAUUUGGCUGAGCGUGUCAAUUCUUGGGCAUGUGCCAUAAAGCACCAAUGCUGCACUAUGAUAAGCACUGGAUUGUUCCAAGAUCAUCCAUCAGUAUGAUAUCAGAAUAGGUUAAGGGUCUGCAGUGACUAGACUGAGAUGGCAUUUAUUAAAAGGUGAUUUUAACUUCUUUGUUUUAAUUGGGGCCAAUAAUCUAAACUAGCAGAGGAACACUCUAACAUUAUAAAUACAUAUAUUUUUUUAAAGGAAUUCUAUAGUGUUAGGAAUACAAUGUUGUAUUUCUUACACUUUAUUUCCCUCUGACACCCACCCUCGCUUGGAAAGGGUUCUUUUGACACUUAUCCAUUUCCAGCGCUGAUUUCCUUUUGUGCUGGUUCAGCACUCUGCCUCCUCCGACGUCAUCUGACUAAUGCACGAGCACAGAGCGUGAGGAUGUUCAGUGUCUGUUAGGCGUCCAAAAGUCGCCUAACCACCAGGAAGUGGCAGUCUUCGUCCUGAAAUGUAACCACUGCAUUUUUUCAAAAAAAUUACAUUGCAUGUCUAAGGGGGAUAGGGACACUGCACCCAGACCACUUCAAUGAGCUGCAGUGUCCCUUUAAUGACAUUACAUUAGAGUCCUUAAUCAUCUUGAGUCAUCUUUCAACUUAUAUUAAUAUGUUAUCAUGCAACUAAGGCAAAGUAACAUUUAAUUUACCAUAAGACAUAUCCAUUUUCCAUAUUGCAUCCACACUUAUUGCAGCAAGUCACAACCAUUUCUUUUACUGUAUGCCAUAAGUCUACCUGUCAUAGAGCACACCACUAAGUUGUAAAUGAAAACGCAUAACAUUGAAUCUAUACAUUGUGAUAGCGUUUUUAUGUACAUUUUAAUAUAAUGCACUUCAAAGGAAAAUUAUAGUGGUAGGAAAACAAAUUUGUUUUCCUAAGGGCUCUGGCUCCCUAUAGUCCCUCCACUAGCAGAAAGGGUUUUUUAACCCCUGCUAUCACCUGAUUGUAGCGCCGACUGUCAGUGCUGGCUCAGGCUCUGCCACCGUCAGCUAAUGGAGAGACCUAAUGUGCAAGCGCCAUGCUUGCAUAAGGACUUUUCCCAUUGGGGGUUUUGGGGUACGCCGCAUGUCCUCAUGCAUAGCGUGAGGAUGUCCAGCAUCAGGCAACCAAAAGUUGCCUAAAACACGAAAUUCCCCUGGUAGACAGCCACUAGAGGUGGUGUUAACAUUUCAAUGUAAUUAUUGCCGUUUAUGAAUAACUGCAAUAAUUAAAAUUGCAGAGUUACACUGCACUCAGACCACUUCAAUGAGCUGUGUGCCUAUAGUGUCCCUUCCCCACCUGUAGAUUAAUCCUCAGUGUUGGACUUCUAGGUCAGUGGCAUACAAUUCUAAGUAAAGUAUUGAGUGACAGGGGAAAGCAGGAGAAUCUUUCUACUAGGUGGUUCUCAUGCGACUGGUCACUGUGGUAUUAAUUUAGCAAGCGUUUCUCAAUCUUGUAGGUUGUGUACAGGACACUGUGAUAACAAUGUGCCUAGACUGAAGCCACGAUGUUGGCAUCCAUGGAGAGAAUUGCUCUGAUUAUAUACUGUGGCCCUGAUAGCAAAGAUAUUGUUAUAUCCUCUUAUUUUGCUUACUGGUUUAACAUUGACUAAAGAUGCUUAUUUUUCACUACUGUCAGCCAUUUCUAUCUGCAUAUCCAAGGAGCAGAGGAAGAGGAAACUUUACAAUUGUUACUGUAUUCUACUGCUAUAUCAAAUGAAAGCAUGGGAAAUGUAUACUACUUGACAAAGUCAUACGAGUGUUGGGGGUAUGGGAAUUAGGGGCUCUAUAUGAAGACCAUGUUUGAUGCUUUUUGCUGCCUGUGGAUCCUGCUGUUGAUCAAAAGAACACUUUAAAAUAUAUCAACAUGUAUAAUAAACACAAAAGAUUGUCAAAGUUAGAGCGUGUGACAAUGUAGGAAAUUCUAGAUCAGGCAUAGGCAACCUUCGGCAUUCCAGAUGUUUUGGACUACACCUCCCAUAAUGCUUUGCCAGCAUUAUGGGUGUAAGAACAUUAUGGGGGAUGUAGUCCACAACAUCUGGUGUGCCGAAGGUUGCCUAUCCCUGUUUCUAGAUCAUGGAUGUAGUGGCUGCCUAGCAGAUGUGUCAGGGGUUCAUUUGAAAGAUAAAUUAAUGUAAGGCUGACCUUAGAUUCAGUCUAACUACAAAUCAAGCUUCAGUCUAACUACAAACACAUACAAAUAAUCAAAAUGCAAAACUCAAGAACAUUUUGCCACAAAUAACCAUUUAAUAGGCACUUUAUAAUAAAAUGGUGGACACCAGGUCACUCUGAUUUAUUUAUUUUUUGUUCAGUGUUGUGUUUUACAUAUUUUCCGCUUAUUUUAUUAUUGAAGCAGGGAUGGGGAUUCCUGUCACCUGAAGGCUGGGACAGGCAGUUCUGGGCGGCGCAAUCCACUGGACUAAUAUAGGGGCACAGUGCUGGGUCAGGGCGAGUGUACUUUGCACCUUGGCUUCGUUACAGUUCUUCACUCAAUAAUGAGCACCGGACCACGAGGGAACGAUUACUGUGGUUUGCAAUUGAUGGAGGUGCAACCCACAUUCUCCCACACCAGGGUGUCCAGGCCGCUGUGCCUUCCACCUGAGCUGUCCUCCUCCUGUCAGCAUUGGGGGAUCAGGCUCAGCAGCAGCAUUUGUGAUCUGCUCACUGUUGGGCAUCCUGCUUUAACUCAGAAUCCUAGUGCUCACUCCCACCCUUCCCCCUUAAAAAAGUCCUCAUCCUGGAAUAUUAUCCCUGCUGGACCGCCAAGGAUUAUUAACCACUGCUGUGUCACCAGGGAAUUUUAACCCCCACUGGACCACCAGGGAAUUUAAACCACCACAGGCCUCCUCCCUCCAGGAAAUAAAAGCAGGAGAGGUGCAAAACACACAGCCCUCACCUCUCACACAACAUUCCACACAGACUACCUAAACCCACACAUGUUACACUCAGCCAGUGCACACCACACACAUUACACACAACAAACCCCCCAAAUAUUACAGAUAGGGAGCGCAUACCACACACACUCAUACAAAACACAGCAAGCACACACCAGACACCCUAAACACUGCCAGCACACUGAGGUAGGAUGUCUAAUUAAAAUUAUUUUGUGGGUCAAGACAAGUAGCUUGUCAUGAGGAACAAGUGUAUUGGGUUACAACGUUAGUCACAUUGUAACCCAAUAUUUAUUUUUAAAUCUCCACACCCUUGCAGAAAGUUGUUUUUUGUUUGUUUUUAUUAAAAAUGUCUUUUGGUUUUUCAUUUGCACCUAGUACAGUGUACUUUUUUAAUGCUAGAAUUUCUUGCAUGCUAAACACAUUGACGUCUUUAGACAAGCAAUUGGCAUGCGGUAUGGGGCAGUUGAUUCUAACGUCCUGUUCUGUAUUUGCAGAUAGAGGGAGCAGACACUAUAGUCUGGGACAGUGAAGAGGUGCCAGCUGCUGAAAUAAUCACAGUGGUCGAAGCAGGAAAUGACGGUGGGCGAUGGGUAGCAGGAGAAUGAAAAAAUACCUGCACUUUUUAGCCAUUGCAAACGAUGUAUCUCAAUUCUUAUUUAAUCAGAAGACAUGCACAUUACCAUAUGCAUGCUGCCCCUGUUCUCCCCGCUUACACUGUCUGAUACUUCUCCUCUGUUGUUACUGACUCAUGCAUUACUUCACCUCCUUCUGGUUACAGUGCAUGAACAAUUGUGUUUUCUCCCAGGGGACAAUUGCUAACCCUUUGUCUCAAUUCUCCCUGGUGAUACUGACUAACCCUUUGUUUUAGAUCCUUUGUUUUUCCCUUGUGACAUUUGCAAUUUCUUCUCCAAUUUCUCCUUAGAAACAUAGAAACAUAGAAUGUGACAGCAGAUAAGAACCAUUCGGCCCAUCUAGUCUGCCCAAUUUUCUAAAUACUUGCAUUAGUCCCUAGUUUUAUCUUAUAGUUAGGAUAGCCUUAUGCCUAUCCCACACAUGCUUAAACUCCUUUACUGUGUUAACCUCUACCACUUCAGCUGGAAGGCUAUUCCAUGCAUCCACUACCCUCUCAGUAAAGUAAUACUUCUUGAUAUUAUUUUUAAACCUUUGUCCCUCUAAUUUAAGACUGUGUCCUCUUGUUGUGGUAGUUUUUCUUCUUUUAAAUAUAGUCUCCUCCUUUACUGUGUUGAUUCCCUUUAUAUAUUUAAAUGUUUCUAUCAUAUCCCCCCUGUCUCGUCUUUCCUCCAAGCUAUACAUGUUAAGAUCCUUUAACCAUUCCUGGUAAGUUUUAUCCCGCAAUCCAUGAACCAGUUUAGUAGCCCUUCUCUGAACCCUCUCUAAGGUAUCAAUAUCCUUCUGAAGAUACGGUCUCCAGUACUGUGUACAAUACUCCAAGUGAGGUCUCACCAGUGUUCUGUACAAUGGCAUGAGCACUUCCCUCUUUCUACUGCUAAUACCUCUCCCUAUACAACCAAGCAUUCUGCUAGCAUUUCCUGCUGCUCUAUUACAUUGUCUGCCUACCUUUAAGUCAUCAGAAAUAAUCACCCCUAAAUCCCUUUCCUCAUAUGUUGAGGUUAGGACUCUAUCAAAUAUUCUGUACUCUGCCCUUGGGUUUUUACGUCCAAGAUGCAUUAUCUUGCACUUAUCCACAUUAGAUGUCAGUUGCCACAAUUCUGACCAUUUUUCUAGUUUACCUAAAUCAUUUGCCAUUUGGCUUAUCCCUCCUGGAACAUCAACCCUGAUUACCCUUGAUAACAUUGGCAAACCUUUUGUCAUUUCUUCCUGGUGACACUGGCAAACCCUUUGCCUAUCAGUGAGUCAUAGUGACUUAACAGACAGAAUUAAUAGGAGAUAAUAAUAAUAAACUAGUUGUUUAUUACAAGCUCCUAGACUGAAUGCAGAGCCUAAAGAGAGACAACAUGGCAAAAGAGUAGUCAAGAUCAAACUGAGGCCAGAGAUGUACACUAAGAGUUGAUAAACCAAGUCAGUCAAAAGUUUGAGAGAACAGAAAAAAAUGAGAGUAAGCCGGGUAAAGUACAAACAAAUAUAUAGAAUGCAUGUGUUGUGGGAAAUUAAAAGACAUGGUGUACCAGCGUGCUGCUUCAGAAUUAUUGCAGUUAGACACAAGAUACCAGAAGAUUUUCUUGUAUUUCAUGGUGGUGCACACUGCAUCUAGCCAGAAUUAUCUUUAUAUUGCCCCCUUCUAAGACAACUGGGCUUUUAACCCAGGACUACGAGGGAAAAUAAUGUAAAUUAUGCAGUACAUUGUGAAUCCUGGAGGCCAAAGAAGAGUUUCUGUAAUCAAGGAUGGAUCUCAUAUACUUCUUUGCCAUUUAAGAACAAACUAUAAAGUGGAUCUGCAGUUUUGUCAAGGGCUUAAGUAGUGAAGUGUGAAAUUAAUUCAAGAUGCCCAUAGGUGUUAGUAGCAUUAUUCUGGGCAAAUUCAGACCAUGACGUUCAGAUGUAAGGCAAUUAAAUAAUCAUAUUGUAAGCCUAGCACCCACAAACUAAGGAGGUGAUCAGGUGAGCCGAUCUGCCUAUAUAUGCAUAUAUAUAUGCUUUUAUGGGCAGAUUGGCUCACUUGACCACCUCCAUAGUUUGUGGGUGCUAGGCUUACAAUAUGAUUAUUUCAUUGUGCAAUACACCAUCUAUUGCCUCUGCAACCAUCAGUGUCUUCUCCCAAAUCACUAAAAAAUGUUGCCAACCUAGAAUAUAGAGAGUUAUAGGAAGCAGAAGAUUGUAUAGUUUAGGCUUAGAGAGACAUGUUCAUCACACCUCAGGCCUUAUUUUUCUUGCUGACCUUAGGUACGCAAGUUUUCUGGUCUACUUGGACAUGGAAAGCCUGAGAUGUAUCUUUUUUCAACAAUAAUUGCAGAGACCCUUUUUAUCUUUGCUACUUUUAAGUUAAAAUAGCCUGACCAGGUCAGUGUGUUCAAGCUAGAGUUUCAGGAAUAAUGAUCCUAGGAGCCAAUCUGACCAGGGAACGUUUUACUUUCUCUAUUGUUCUUUUGUGCCUAAACCUGUCAUCGAUAAAUGACAAGUACAUUAUGAGAUCUUCUAGGUCUUCAGGCAGAUCCCUGACUGUUUACUCAUCCUGUAUGGUAUCAGAAAGACCAUUCAGCCACCAGAGAUUCAUUCCAAUUGACUUUGGAUGAAAGAGUCCAAUAAUCUAAGGUAUAUUUUCCUACAAAACAAGAGCACUGUUUCAGUCUAAGAAGUGUUUUGGCUGCAUCGGUACUCCUGAAGCCUGUAACAAACUCCUGAUAUUGACAUGCAGUAGGCUUGUUGUCAAUUGUUUAUCUGGUAAAAGAUUGAUUAUUAAUGGCACCUUAGACUUGUCAGUAGUAUACGAAAAGGGGGAUAGAAAAAAAUUAUUUCUUUCUUUAUUCAUAAACCCUCUACAACCUGAAGAGUCUCCUCCAUAUCUAGCAGUAAAGGUUAAGUUAGAAGUUGCCACAAUCCCUGUCGUGGUUAAAGGUGUCACAAUGCAGUACUGUUAAGUAAUAUUGGCAUUGCCUGUGCAAACUGGUCUGUAUGAUGCUCCAGAUCUUGUGUGUCUCACAAGAAGCCUUUUGUUUAUUCAAACCUGCACUACACCUCCUGUUGUAAUGUUAAGGAGGCAUAGUGAUUCAUCAUGCCGCGUAACAGAAUCUGGCGUAACUGCUUCCUGCAUCAUAAUUGUUGUCAGUAAGGCAUGAAAUACCGGAGUACCUGAUAUGGCAGCACACAGUGCUUGUAGCCAGUUGUACAGUCCUAUUUCUCCCUGUCUAACCCUUUGUUGCUUUUCUCUCACUUAACAUCUACCAAUACUUUGCCUAAUUUCUUUAUGAUAGAACUGCCUCGUGUAUUGAAUCUCCCUGCUGACAUUGACGGUUACAAAGUCCCUAUGUCUCUAUUCUCACUAGUUACAUCUGUCGUUUGUCUUCACUCUUACCGGAUCCAUUUGUACAGGUUCUCCCUGAUUGCUUUGGUUGCUUAUUUCUCUAUUAUUUCUCCCUGUUCCUAUGUCUGUACUCUCACUAGUGACAUUUGCAAAUUCUGUGUCUGUAUUUUCCCUGGUUACACUGGCUAAUUGUACAUCUCUAUUCUGUCUAAUGACCCUGGCCAACACCCUGUCUUUAUUAUCCCUGGUAACAUUGUUUAAACCUUGGCGUGAAUUCUGCUUAAUUUCUUCCACCAUUCCCCUUAGUGGCACUGGUCAAUACGUUCUUAACCUUCUCAUUAACACAAUUUGCACUGUGUAAGAUUGGAUGUCUCUUUCUUUUUCCCAGUCCCAGUAGGUGUGGCUCGUGGAUCAGAUGCUCUCACCGUUCUAGAAAAUACAGAGACUCGAAAUCAAUUUGUGGAUGAAUUAAUGGAGGUUAUUAUUUGGUUGUUUGCGUGCACUUUCUCCUUUGCCAUUAUCCUAAUCAUUAUUUUAUGUUUAAUUUCUCUCACCGUGUUUUCACAUUUACAUAUCCUCUAAUCUAGACUUUGGGUUCUAUGCUAUUCUCAGUAACCAGCCCUUCUUUCCACCUAUUUUCCAUUUUCACUUAGUUUUUUUCAGCCUUUCCAUCCUAUUUUUAUCUCCUUCACCUCUUUCUUCCAGCCUUUCAGUCCCCUCUUUCUACUCCCUAUAAUCUGUUAGAGCAUUUACAAUUUCUCUUUUGGCUCUUUAAUUUCUGUCUUCCAACCUUUCAGUAUUGUUUCCAAGAUAGUUCCUCUAGUUCUAAUAUUGUUUCCUUGUACUGCUCCUCGACUCACCCCUUUGUUGUAGCAAUAAUAAACAAAACUGAUCUGAUGUUGUAAUGAAGUGAAUGUUUGCAAGACUAACUUGAAGUAUCCAUGAAAUGUUUACAGAUGUGUCCCAAAUGUUUCCUAAAUUUGCAGCAAUUUUUCUUCAAAGUAUUUUCUAGAACAAGAAUAUACUAAUGUUAUUAGAUAAUCUCGAUUACACCCUAAAUGCUUUUCUAAUGCUAGUCCUUUUUAUCUCACAGUUGGAGGUCUUCUUAUCCCAGUGGCUUCAGGGCCUGGAUAGUGACACAGACAUUGUGACUGUUACACAAUUUCAGUCUGCUCCAUCCAUUCUACAUGGACAGUCUCGGCAAAAAAUUGAAUCUAUGUUAUCGGUUGUACAAGAUCUAGUUGGCCGACUCACAGAUGUACGAAUAAGACACCUUUUUCUUAUACUUGCAUCUCCCCGGUGAGUGCAGCCUACAUUGUGCUACAUUGUAUACGUAUUAUAUAUUCUUGUAUACAUAUUGGACACUCAUACAUACAACUAUGUCAACAUUUAUGAUUUAUGAGACUUCUGUCAAUGCUCAUGGAACAUCUUUUCUAGGUAUGUGGAUCGUGUGACAGAUCUGCUGCGUCAGCGCCUGAGGCAGGCCGAGCUCUUGGAGAGAAAAAGUGAAGCAUGGGUGGAGAGGGGCAAGGCGGCGCAGGAGGAGAGGCUAACUCUAGAGCCCAAGCUGCUUCUUAUACAAGAAAGAAGCAAGGAGCUACAAGGGCAGGUGAGAAAUUAAUGAAGGAAAAUUAUUAAAAAGAAUCUGGAGAGUUUGGUUCUCUAGGAAAAGAGCCAACAUGCAAGGGCUGGAGUGUCUACUUAUAUCAUAAGUGCAAGUGGGUCCCAACCGUUUCCUCACUGGACACCAGCAGUUCAAGUCUUGUCACUGUACCCAGCAGGAAAACAAUUAAACAAUGCCUAAAUCUUAAAUUGUUGGUGUACCUUGAGGAGUGGGGUAGGAAUAGAGGGCACACAGAGAGACAAGGGAGAACCAAAGAACAGUGGGGGGGGUGUCUAGUCUGCUAGUGCUCUAAAAGGUGUAUGAUGAGGUGUGAGCCCCGUUUAGAUAUAAUGGAGAAGCUGAGAGAUUGUAUGGCAGAUGACAGCUGAGAGAGUGGAAAAUUGUUCCAGAAUAUGAUUGUAUUAUUCUUUAUAGUUGUGCAGAGAACACUUGUAAGGUGGGUUACAUAAACACCAGGAAGAAUCUUCUCACCUUUUCCUCCAUUUUGUUUUCAGAUUGAAGCAGACUUAUCCCGGAGGUAUAAUAACCGUCCUGUGAAAAUGAUCGGAACUGGCCUUUGAAUUUUCCUCUCUCACCUCAUACUGAGGUUUGAUUAUCAGAUAUUAAAACAUUAUUUUGAUAGUAUAUAGGAAUCUUUUAUGCUAAUAAUAAAGAGACCUUAACAUCAUGCGUCACAGUUUCCAUUUUACUCUUUUUCUCAUUGUCUCUCUCUUUCUAUAAUUUCUUUCCUCCCCCUCUCAUCUUGGUCACCCUGUGGGUGACACAUGCCUUUCUUCUCUGUUCUUUUCCCUCGUAUCAUAUCACACUGGGUGAUACACGCCUUUCCCCUCUUCCGAGCUCCCUAAUUACAUCCCAUCAGAAUGACGAGUGACCUGUCAUUGCUCAUUAUUCUGGCUGCUCGUUAUCUCUGCUCUAGGGGGGAGCUGCACCCUCCAGCCGGACACUGAGUGAUGGCAUCUAUUAAUCAGCAUCUCCACAGAGCCGUACCUGUGAAC
This is a messenger RNA of Pelobates cultripes (western spadefoot toad), 42049 nucleotides long. The record is from the annotation of a GenBank genome assembly. Lineage: Eukaryota; Metazoa; Chordata; Amphibia; Anura; Pelobatidae.